GGCCAAUUCGACGAUCCUCCCGCUCACACCCCAUCCUCCUCAAGUCCGCGCAGCAGUCGGCGUCGAAGCAACCAACAGACCGCCUGGCCUUCGACGGAUGAGGUCACAGUGCCAGCUAACGCAUCUGCCACGCCGACGACCUCGCUCCCUCCGACGACCGCAUCCGUAAGGAGAGAUGCCUACGAAGCGACAUAUCAACGAAGGAGACGCCCGAGAAUGCCAGAUUCGCCAGGCUCGCAUGACGAACGGGAUGCCGGUCCACCUGCAGCUAAGAGACGGAAGACAGACGCCAGCCAUGACGAGGCGUGGCCGAAGCCAAUCAAAUACGGGAAAUAUGGGCAAGAGGUGCCGGGAAAGCUGCGGUUGAAGAUUGUCAGCUGCGAUGGUGGUGAGCAGCAGGACCCGCGAUAUCCAGCAUUGUCGCUCGGCUGUGAGAAUAUCUUACGCCACGAUCGGAGCGUGUACAGCUCCAGUCGACCCGGCUGUAAUAUUGUGUUGCGACACGAAGACUGGACGCCGUUUUGCCUGGAGAAAUUGCACAUUGUCGCGCCCGAGGACGGAUUUCGAUAUCCCGUCGGACGAGGAAUUGUCCAUGUCGCUAUGAAUCUG
Molecule: messenger RNA, 609 nt
Organism: Dissoconium aciculare CBS 342.82
Lineage: Eukaryota; Fungi; Ascomycota; Dothideomycetes; Mycosphaerellales; Dissoconiaceae
Exons: 1
Source: RefSeq, a predicted model, not a curated record